AAAAAAAUGAACUCAUAUGGAAAGACGAUCUCUGGGAUAGGCGAAUUUCGAUAAUGGCUAUUUCUAUUAGGGUCAUGAAGCGUAAUAUGCUGAAACCAUUUCGCCAACCUGUAUUUAUGUGUUCGCUUCUGAUGUUUUUUUUUGCGCCUGCAGAAAGGGCAUCUGAUUUCACAUUGACUCACCAUUUUUAUGCAGGACAUCCCACUACUUUCGCAUUGCUCAUAGGAUACGUCAAAGAUAAUCUAGGGUUGACUGUGAUAGAAAAAAAAAGCUGCAACUUGGAGUUCUUGCAGGAGCCUGUUGCCAUCUUUGGGACAAACCUGUCAAAAUUCAACCCAUCUUUGGAAAUUUUUGUUUCAGUAAGCACCUUGUCAAUGAGUCCGCCCGCAGCUUCCGGGUAGUAUUGAUCCAUCCGUUCGUGAAUGUAUUAUUGCAAACCAUCAAAUUCUGAUCAUAAUCAAACAUUCUUAUACUUCAACAUGAGUUUCAACUGCAAAGAAACAUUUCACGGCCUCGAAUAUCCGUUUAGAAGAUCCUGCUUAUCGAAAUGAAAGGCUCGUUUGGAGAUUUUUCUGUGCAAUUCCGGCAAAUUCUGUAAAGCACAGCAAGUAUUAUGAUUCACAUGAUCGUUAGACUCUUCCGACUGUCUCUGAUUUCCAUUCUGGCCCUCCACCCAUACCCAGUUGCGAAGUUCUUGAAAACCGCAAAUGCUUCCGGGCAUCUUUCUCGGCAGUCUCGUAUCGGAGAUUUCUCAUUCCGUUUAGCUUUUACUUGAUAAGAAAUGGUUGAAAUACUUUGCCGUGGU
This is a messenger RNA of Radiomyces spectabilis, 805 nucleotides long. RefSeq lists its product as uncharacterized. Bases 54 to 401 code for a protein of 115 amino acids. The transcript has a single exon. Lineage: Eukaryota; Fungi; Mucoromycota; Mucoromycetes; Mucorales; Radiomycetaceae. The record is from RefSeq and is a predicted model, not a curated record.